This is a messenger RNA of Paramisgurnus dabryanus, 4560 nucleotides long. It is a transcript of the gene ppp2r5d, whose product is annotated as protein phosphatase 2, regulatory subunit B', delta. Gene Ontology annotation, cellular component: nucleus; cytosol; protein phosphatase type 2A complex. Lineage: Eukaryota; Metazoa; Chordata; Actinopteri; Cypriniformes; Cobitidae. Gene Ontology annotation, molecular function: protein phosphatase activator activity. Gene Ontology annotation, biological process: protein dephosphorylation; signal transduction. The record is from RefSeq and is a predicted model, not a curated record.
UUAUAUAAUGUAGUGUUUAACACUAAAUCUGCUUAAAAACAGUACGUUUUCUGCUCUUUAAAAGCAUUGAACAGUUUGCUAUAAAAAAUCAUAUCAUGCAUUAAAGAAGGAAUUGUUAAUAGUGCAAAUGAAUCUAAUACAGUCCUAUGACAUUCCCCUGCAGCUGCUCCCACAUAAGCUGUAUAAAACAAAAGACAGGGGUGUAGGGUGAACCUGUUAGUUCAGACAUACAGACAUGUUGACGGUCAAUGUCACCAGCACACGCAUCACUCCCACAAUCAAUUCUAAUGUCAGCACACGCUUGAUAAGAGUCGUCAAGAGCAGCUGCUGUAGUCCCUUUCCUCGUCGCAGCCAGGACCCAGUCCAGAAAGCUCAAGACUGUCUGCUGCGCGGAGUGUCCAAUAGGAAAAUUCCGCUGCGCUGUUACUAGGUGGUUUGGGACUUUCUGAACCAAUCAGAUUAUUGCUGGUGACGGGAGGGCGCGGGGAGCUGGAGGUAACAGAGUGCGCGAGAGUCCGAGUGCAAGGGAAGCCUUAUCACGGAGGCACGGCUAAAGACAACAUUUGCAAAAUGCCGAAUAAAACAAAAAAGGAGAAGGAACCCUCCAAAUCUGCAAAAAGCAGCACAAAAAACAAUAAUUCUGGAAGCGGAAAGGAUGCUGGAACUGAGAAUUCGGACGAGGCCCAGCAGACAGCCAGCAAGCGUCCGAGCAACAGCACUCCACCUCCUACUCAGCUUAACAAAAUCAAGUACUCAGGUGGGCCACAGAUUGUAAAGAAGGAACGUAGACAAAGCUCAUCACGAUUCAACCUCAGCAAGAACCGAGAGCUGCAGAAACUCCCCUCACUCAAAGAUGCCCCGCCCAUCGACCGAGAAGAAUUGUUUGUCCAGAAGCUGCGGCAGUGCUGUGUGCUUUUCGACUUUGUGACUGAUCCACUAAGCGAUCUCAAGUACAAAGAGGUGAAGCGAACUGGCCUCAACGAAAUGGUGGAGUACAUCACACACAACCGCGAUGUGGUCACGGAGUCCAUCUACCCUGAAGCUGUCAUAAUGUUUUCUGUAAACCUGUUCAGGACUCUGCCACCUUCCUCAAACCCUACAGGAGCAGAGUUUGACCCUGAAGAGGAUGAACCCACUCUGGAGGCAGCUUGGCCUCAUCUACAGCUGGUGUAUGAAUUCUUCUUAAGGUUCCUGGAGUCACCUGAUUUCCAGCCUAAUGUUGCCAAAAAAUACAUCGACCAAAAGUUUGUAUUGUCGUUGCUGGAGCUUUUUGACAGCGAAGACCCUCGCGAACGGGACUUCCUGAAGACCAUCCUGCAUAGGAUAUAUGGAAAGUUUUUGGGUCUAAGGGCCUACGUCCGUCGGCAGAUCAACAACAUAUUCUACAGGUUUAUAUAUGAGACGGAGCAUCACAAUGGAAUUGCGGAGCUCUUAGAAAUCUUAGGAAGCAUAAUUAAUGGCUUUGCUCUGCCACUGAAAGAAGAGCACAAAAUGUUCCUCAUCCGAGUGCUGCUGCCUUUACACAAAGUCAAGUCUCUUAGUGUCUAUCACCCACAGCUGGCCUACUGUGUGGUGCAGUUUCUGGAGAAGGACAGCAGCCUCACCGAACCUGUGAUUAUGGGACUUCUGAAGUUCUGGCCCAAGACCCACAGUCCUAAGGAAGUGAUGUUUCUGAAUGAGCUGGAGGAAAUCCUAGAUGUCAUUGAGCCCUCAGAAUUUGUUAAAGUCAUGGAGCCUCUGUUUAGACAGCUGGCCAAGUGUGUAUCAAGUCCACACUUUCAGGUUGCUGAAAGAGCGUUGUAUUACUGGAACAAUGAGUACAUCAUGAGCUUGAUCAGUGACAACGCUGCCAAGAUUCUGCCCAUCAUGUUCCCAGCUCUCUACAAGAACUCCAAGAGCCACUGGAACAAGACAAUCCAUGGGCUUAUCUACAAUGCUUUGAAGCUCUUUAUGGAGAUGAACCAGAAGCUGUUUGAUGACUGCACUCAGCAAUACAAGGCUGAGAAACAGAAAGAGAAGUACAAGGUGAAGGAACGAGAAGAGAUGUGGCAUAAAAUUGAAGAGCUGGCGAAACAGAAUCCUCAGAUUACAAAGGUCCAUUCUCCGCUUCGGCCUGGUCUGGCCCAAGACGAGUAUAUGAUGUAUAAUGAAAACACGGGAGGAGUGCCCCUAUUCUCAAUGGAGACCGAGACUCCUACAGCAGAGGACAUCCAGCUCCUGAAGAAGACUGUGGAGUCGGAAGCCACACAGGGAAUGAAAGACAUCAAGAAAGACAAGGUUUUGAUGAGGAGAAAGUCUGAGCUGCCUCAAGACGUGUACACUAUAAAAGCCCUGGAAGCUCACAAGCGAGCAGAAGAGUAUCUGACGGCCAAUCAGGAAGCCCUCUGACCAGGGAGCACCGCCGCCCUCCACCACGCCUAAACUGUCCCUCUCGUCUUGGUCCAAAAUUGUCGCCUGCUGAAUAAACCUCUCUAUUCAUCUGCCUUUAUCCAUCCUCUUUCCUCCCUCGCUAUUGUCUGCAACAAUCCAGCCCACAGAGCAGUGGAGAGCUCCCAUGCACGCCAUCUCAAACCCAUUUCCCCCCACAAAUGCACACGAGUUCAUAGGUUCUGAUCCCUUAAACAAGGUUGUAAGAAAGCAAAUCGGUUACAAAUAAUCCAGCUAUGCUCAUUUUUAUGUCAUUUUGUUUAUUUCUCCACACUCCACUUCCAGGCAUUUGUCUGCAUGCUUUUAUUCCAUUUGUUCUGAAUUUGCUGUUUCUGUGACGUGUUUGGCACAAAGGGACUGGACUUAACCAAAUAAGUCAUGUUACUCAAGUUAAAAGGGAUAGUUCACCACAAUAUUUUCUUAUCCUGAUGAACACAAAAGAAGAUAUUUUAAUAAAUGAUGGUAAGCACACAGCUGAUUUCAACCAUUGACUUCCAUAGUAGGAAAACAAAUAUUAUGGAAGUAUUGCGAUAAAUGAUAAAAAAGUUAUGGUAAGCAUACAGUUGACGGUACCCAUUGAAUUCAAUCAUAUUUGUUUUCCCUACUAUGGAAGUCAAUGCUUACAAUCAGCCGCUUGCCAUCAUUUCUCAAAAUAUCUUCUUUCGUGUUCAUCAGAAAAAAAAAAUUCAUACAGGUUUUAAACACGAGGAUGAGAAAAUGACGACACAAUUGAACUAUCCCUUUAAAUCAAGGGUGGGAAUUCCUGCUCCUGGAGGGUCACUGUCCUGCAAAGUUUAGCUCCUAGGUGUAUUUGAUUUGGAUUGGAGUUCAUUUUUGCAGGACAGUGACCCUCAAGGACCAAUGGAGACUUUGAUCCUGUUUCACAGUUUCCGUAUAGCGAGUAACCGUGAGAGAAGUAAGAGGCUUUAUGUAUUAUAGAUGAUAAAUUGGAGAUAGCAACUACGUUGUUUCCUCAAAAUUACAAAAGGGUAGUCCUGAAGCCAUAAAUAUUGACGGUUGUUAGCCGCAGAAAGACUUUAAAAUCAACUUUCAUGAGGAUGGAGAGGCUGAAGAGUUUGUGCUGUUUUCACAUUGUGCCCAUUGUUCCAGAAUGCACUUUUGUCUCGUUUUAAGUCUAAUAUCUCUCAAACAAAUACCUACAAAAUAAGAUCAGCUUUUGUAAGGUGUUUUGUUUUCCUUUAAAGCUUUUUAUGUCGUAUAAAAAUUAAAAUUCAUUAAAAAGUAACCACGCCCAAGUUUAGGGAGUCUUCUACAAACUCAGCCCGAAUAAUAGCUCUUAUUUUGUCUUCUCCUCCUCUCUUUAAAGCACGUAAACAAUAUUUCUUUUUCAGAAAUAAGUAUAUAAUCCUAUUGUGUAGGAGGAUCGUGUAGGGCUUUAUUGUACACGUAUGAAGAGAUACUUGCUUACCUAUUCAGGCUUAAUAUAUGGGAAAAGACAGCCUUUGCAAAUAUGUGUGUAUUGUAUAUUGUCGUGUAUAUUGCACCAUGUAUUCCCUCUUUCUGUAUCACAUUCACUAUUCUUAUUUUUUUGCUUGUAUGACUCCAUCUGAUGCAUGAUGUCCCCUCUCUGUUGUAAAAGUUUUUCUUGUGAUGUCACUCUGAUCAUUCCAAUAGUGAGGGAACAUUAACAAGAAGCGAUACGCACUGACAUCCUUCGAUCGCUCGACGUGUGCAUACUUUUUUAAAUUUUGUGCAGAUACAAUCUACAGUACGCAGUGCAGAGAGGAAGUCUUUAAAUCAUUAGCGGACUAUCAGCGUUCAAGGGCAUGACUUGCCACCGUACCUGCCUCUUAAAUGAACAUUCCAGAAACAAUCAGAGGCAACUCGCCCGCUUCCUCCUUGCAUUCAGAAGGACAUCUCAACCCGACAGGGGGACGGGGCCGGCGUUCGGCUUGCCAGGCAGCAACAAGAAAUGAGAUAUUAACGUAUGGGUCUCUCCACACUCGCCCGCUCCUUUCCCCCUCCCCAGUCUAACACUAAAUCUUAAAAUGCUUUCCAGGUCAUAUGUACAUAUGUGUACUUUAAUUAGGUUGAGCAUUACAUAGUAUGAAAGUCAUAUUUUGUACAGAUGUCCAUGUAUGUACAGAACAAAAAUAAAGAAAGAAAAGAAGA